Messenger RNA from Anolis carolinensis (green anole), 1815 nucleotides. RefSeq names its product actin like 6B (gene actl6b). The transcript has 14 exons. Bases 135 to 1415 code for a protein of 426 amino acids. Gene Ontology annotation, biological process: chromatin remodeling; nervous system development; regulation of transcription by RNA polymerase II. Gene Ontology annotation, molecular function: chromatin binding. NCBI's taxonomy places the organism in Eukaryota, Metazoa, Chordata, Lepidosauria, Squamata, Anolidae. Gene Ontology annotation, cellular component: NuA4 histone acetyltransferase complex; SWI/SNF complex. The record is from RefSeq and is a predicted model, not a curated record.
CCCUUGGACCCUCCCCCCUCCCGCUGUCCCUGGUGCUGAAGCCCCUCCGCCCGCCCCCCUAAGCCCACCCACCGGCCCGGCCUUGACCGCCCUGAGUGAGCCUCCUCUGGGCCGGAGCCUGACUCUCAGCCGGGAUGAGCGGAGGGGUCUACGGAGGAGAUGAAGUGGGCGCCCUGGUUUUCGACAUCGGCUCUUUCUCCAUCCGGGCGGGUUAUGCGGGAGAAGACUGCCCCAAGGCGGACUUUCCCACCACGGUGGGCCUGCUCUCCCACGACGAGUCGGCCAUGGAGCUGGAAGGGGACAAGGAGAACAAGGCCGGGAAGGUCUACUACAUCGACACCAACUCCUUGCACGUCCCCCGGGAAAACACCGAGGUCAUCUCACCGCUCAAGAACGGGAUGAUUGAGGACUGGGGCUGCUUCCAGGCCAUCCUGGACCACACCUACAACAAGCACAUCAAGUCGGAGCCUAAUUUGCACCCGGUGCUCAUGUCCGAAGCCCCGUGGAACACGCGGGCCAAGCGGGAGAAGCUGACGGAGCUGAUGUUCGAGCAUUACGGGAUCCCGGCCUUCUUCCUCUGCAAGACGGCCGUCCUGACCGCCUUUGCCAAUGGGCGCAGCACCGGCCUGGUCCUGGACAGCGGGGCCACCCACACCACCGCCAUCCCCGUCCACGACGGAUACAUCCUCCAGCAAGGCAUCGUGAAAUCCCCGCUGGCCGGAGACUUCAUCUCCAUGCAAUGCCGCGAACUCUUCCAAGAGAUGAACAUCGAGAUCGUCCCGCCUUACAUGAUCGCGGCCAAGGAACCUGUCCGGGAAGGAGCCCCCCCGAACUGGAAGAAGAAGGAGAAGCUGCCCCCCGUCACCAAGUCCUGGCACAACUACACCUGCAACGAGGUCAUCCAGGACUUCCAGGCCUCGGUGCUGCAAGUCUCGGACUCUCCUUACGAUGAACAGGUGGCUGCCCAGAUGCCCACCGUCCACUACGAGAUGCCCAACGGCUACAACACGGACUACGGGGCGGAGCGGCUCCGCAUCCCCGAGGGCCUCUUUGACCCCUCCAACGUCAAGGGCCUGUCUGGGAACACGAUGCUGGGGGUCGGGCACGUGGUCACAACGAGCAUCGGGAUGUGCGACAUCGACAUCCGCCCGGGUCUCUAUGGCAGCGUCAUCGUCACCGGAGGAAACACUCUCCUCCAAGGCUUCACAGACCGGCUGAACCGGGAGCUUUCCCAGAAGACCCCUCCGAGCAUGCGCCUGAAGCUCAUCGCCAGCAACAGCACCAUGGAGCGGAGGUUCAGCCCCUGGAUCGGGGGGUCCAUCUUGGCCUCGCUGGGCACCUUCCAGCAGAUGUGGAUUUCGAAGCAGGAGUACGAAGAAGGGGGCAAGCAGUGCGUGGAGCGGAAAUGCCCCUGAGGCCAAACACCGCGGGAGACCCUUCCCCAGUUUCCCCCGUCCGUCUGUCCAUCCGUCCGUCAUUCCGUGCUCCCCGUUUGUGUGAUUCUCCCACCAGGACCCCCGACCCACAUCCAAAGACCCCCAAGGGAAGGAAGGAAGACUCGAACUCGCAACAGGACUUAACACACAAAAGAGGCCAUUGCAAGGAAAGAGCCGGAGAAAGAAGAAAGGAAGGAAGGAAGGAAGGACAGAUAGAGAUAUAUGGAGAGAAACCUAUGGCCCCCUUUCCCCAAAAAACUCCUGUCAUUUUGUAUAUGUAACCGGCGUCGUUCUAUUUAUUCAACAAAUCACCGAAAUCGUUACUGUUUGCAUUUUUCAGGUUGUUGACAAAAUAAUAAAUGUCCGGGUUUUUUUUCUA